ACUUGAUAAACAGUUUUGUUGCAGCAAUCGAAGCAUAAAGAUAGACAGACGUUCGAAACACAAAAAUUAUUCAAUAAAAUAGAAGGAAAAUGUCGUUUUCAACACGCGAAUACAAACUUCAUGAUUCGUUGAUGGCUGUACCGCAAAAAUAUCAACACAGCAUGGCUGCAUGUAGUCUUAAAAAACUGGUUAAACCUUUGCUGAGAUUAUUGAAGAAGAAACAAUUGCUGCAUAAAACCUUGGCCGAAAUUCAACAGAAUGCCUAUAACAACAGCCUGGAAGAUAUGCGUAAAGAUGCCGCCUCACUGAGCGCGGCCGAAGAUAAUCUAGCCAACGAGCAGCUCGAACAGAGACUGUAUGACGAAAUACGCCACUGCGAAGCAAAUGCGGCGGUCAUAGUCCAGCAAGGUCAACAGCAUCUCCUAGUGCCAGUAACUCGGCAACAAACUUACAUUCCAGUACAUUUCGCUCGCACAAAUGACGGUACAUUUUUUUGGACAUCCAUGGUAAUGAAUGCAAAAAAUCACUAUAAUGAAUGGGAUCUAUGCACAGCCACUCAUCAUUUGGAUCGUUGGGGUCAAGCUUAAUUAUUAUUGUUUAAGUGUUUAAUAUGCAUCCCAAACGUGAACAAAUGUGUGCAGUGGUAAAAGCUUUAUAACUACCUAAGCAUUGUCCUUA
Glossina fuscipes is the source of this 678-nucleotide messenger RNA. RefSeq names its product enhancer of split malpha protein (gene Tom). The coding region runs from base 90 to 587 and encodes 165 amino acids. The transcript has a single exon. Gene Ontology annotation, biological process: Notch signaling pathway; sensory organ development. The record is from RefSeq and is a predicted model, not a curated record. NCBI's taxonomy places the organism in Eukaryota, Metazoa, Arthropoda, Insecta, Diptera, Glossinidae.